AAGAUUAUGACAAUAAUUGAAGCGACAUUAGAAAAAUAAAAUUCCAGACAAAUUAUCUUUUUGAAGACUAGGCAGCAUGGUCUCCGACCUUAGCCUGUUCCAAACGGAACAAACGUACUAAAAAAAAAAAAAAACCUGCACGCCAUUGUAUUCGCGCAAGUCAUUUUUUCUCACGUUGAAAAUAUAAUUUUAAACACCAAAACAAUUCGUUCAACCGCCAAAAUAGCUUUCUGUGAUCAAAAUGAGUGUACCCGGGGGCGGUAUACCGGAAGAUAAAUUGCCACAGUGCUGGUCUGAUGAUGUCCGUAUGAACGCUUUAUUCGCUCCUUUCCGAAUUAAAACAGCUAAUCCAGAGUCUUGGGACAUGAAAAUGAAAUUUUGGUCUGAUAUGUUAAGGCAGUGGUGUCGUUGUAAAAAAGAUCCAAUACUGUCUGCAGCGGACGCGAAGUUCGCGUUUCAAAGAAAAGGGCGCACUUGCGCUUGUAUGGAUCUAGUAGUGGAAGAGAUCUACCGAAAUGGUGAUCUGUCCCCCAUAUCCAAAUAUCCACAAAUCCUGCACAAUGGACCAGAAGGCUGGGUGCGGUGGGGCGCCCGGCUGGCAUUCAAGCCGGCUGCAAUAGCAAUCACAGCAGUGACCUCACUGCUUCCAGCUCGACAGGCAUUAGACAGUGAUGGACUACCUAAAGCUAGUAUUGAUUCCACACAACGAUUUGUUCUCGAAAGUGCCGUGAAGGAGCAAGCCACAGAGUUCCUACAGAAUUACCCUGCUGAUGCCGAACACAUUGGUACAAUUGAGGAGCUCAUGCGUAACUCCGGCUUCCAACAAAGCAGGGAGACCUUCGAGAUACUUUUAGGGUACUUGGUCUCGCAGGGAACCGCUGUCAAGAAGGAUGAUGUCGUUAAAAUAGCGGAGCCCCACAAGAAGGCGCAGCCCGUGACGGAGACGGACGAGGCGCUGGUGAAGCUGACGAGCGCGGAGACUCGGCUGUCGGCCGACGCCACGAGGCUCGCCAGGGAGGUGGCCGCCGCCACCGCCCAAGCGGCGGCGUCUCUCCAGCUCGGAGACAGGCUCGCGGCUAAAAGUCACCUCCGUCGCAAACACAAUAUCCAACAGCGCUUGACGCGCUGCGAGGGAGCGCUUGACAAUGUGAGACAGCUGCUGCAGCAGCUUAAAGAAGUGGACGUCAAUGCUGCCAUUGUUGAUACAUACAGAACAAGCUCUCAAGCAAUGAAGCGCGGGAUGAAAGAUGGCGGUCUGGAGGAAGACGCUGUCCACGACACGUUAGACGAUCUGAAGGAGGUGAUGGACACGUACAACGAAGUGGAGAAGGCGCUCGGCACCACCUUGGACGACUUCGACGCCGCCGAGCUAGAGCUGGAGCUAAAGGAACUACUCGACACGAACACGGGCGCCAGCGGUGGCACUCCCGCGAAGCCACAGAAAGAAGCUCCCAAGGUGCCGCAGCGUACCCAGCCGCGGAAAGUAUCAGAACGCGACUUCGUGUUCGACGGAGAGGAGCGCAUCCUGGCCGAGCUGAACGAGCUCGACGUGGAGGACUCCAGCCCGAGGGGCAAGACCAAGCCGGCCAAGGUGGCCGUCGCGGACUGGGCGCCCUCUGCAGCGAAGGAGGCAAAGCCAGCGCAACGUAAGGAGAAGCCGAGUAAACCAUGGUACCCGGCGGACGGAUGGGGCAACAACAACGGGGACUACGCGGAGCUCCGUCAGGACGACCGGCUGCACCCCGGCCAACCCCUGAACGUGGACUUCACGACUCCGCCGCGGCUCUACAACAUGGACUUCCAGGUGCGCGACCACAAGGUGGACGGUGGCGUCUGGUUGUACAACAGCAAGGACAGUAACAGCAACACGGAGCUCGCCGGCACCGAGUACUUUAGCUCGGAGAGUCCAGGCAAGACGGGUGGUAACUUCCAGAUGGCACCAGGCGGUGAGAGGAAAAAGCAGCCAGUCUCCUGGCCCGGGGAAGAGGCGACGGUCGAAGAUCUGGAGAGGCGACUGAAGAAUCUACGAGGUUUUAAUUUACAAUGAUAAGGUAGCUUUAAGUUCGAACAUGAAUCUAUGUAGAACAUUAUAGUUCCGUUAUAGCACGGCGCGGUUGACAGGUCAUCAUCAUCAGCCUUUAACUGUCCACUGCUGAAGCCUCUCCCUGGCGGAUUUUACCAGUAAUUGUCUUGACAGGCGGAUUGGCAACCGCAGUUAGACUUUGGAGAUGUUUUAAGAGGAACGCUGCCCAUCCCUCGCCCUCCCUCAGUCGCCUAUUACGACGCCCACGGGAAAGGAAGGGCUGGCCUAUUCUAUGCCGGGACCAUACGGCAAAACGUUAAAACAAUAGAAGAAAUUGUUAAAAUAACUUACAGUAGGUUACAGAGUCCAUCUGUGUAAGUACCUCUGUCCUCUGUACCACUUGUGUUUCUGCCGUGAAGCAGCUGUCCUGGCACGAUUUUUACGGUUUGAAAAGUGGGAUAUACCUGAGAAAUUCCAGAGUACAGAGACCUCAGGUCUCCAUAGUCCUCAUGAAUAGUAACGCAUGAAGAGUCCCAUGGGCGUCAUGGUGAUCUGUAAUAUACAUGGCAGUGUUCAUGUCUAUAAGCGAUAGUUGCCAUUUUCAGGGGGAGGAGUGGAGGAUUGUUAGUAACAGAUGUUGGUGAACCUAAUACUACCAAUAUCAAGUCGGCUCCCACUCGUUCCCUCUGGAAACCAUCGUGGUUAACACUUCUUUGCAUAAUGGUGGAAUAUUCCAUCAUAACAUUGAAUGCCCAAAAAUUAUAUAAAAGACCAAGUUCACUUUAAGUUGAUCGUGUCUGGAUACCUUUUUAAUGUCCAUUGCAGAAACAAAACAUAGCUGUCAAAUUUAUUUGUUUAACCAUUUUUACUUUAAUUUUGAACAUGAAUUAUAUCACCUUGAUUUAUUUCACCAAUAAAAAAGUCAUGCGAAGAAGGGUUAAUUCCUAAAGAAUUAGAUACGAUAGGCUAACUGACUGGACUGCAACAUCUUAUUCCAUAAUCACUCACUGGUGCCCCGCCAGCGUAUACCGAUAGCGCAGGCGGGGUCACCAUACCAUUAUACCAUCAUACAUUAAAAAAAAUGGCAUCAUUUUUUGCUACCACCACUAUUUUACAUUUAAGCAAAACAUUUGGUACUAACAAAUUAUAUCAAUUACUGUUAAUAAAUUGAUUUUAACUAAAAAAAUUUCAUACAAUACAGUUUACAUUAAAAAACUGUCGAAAUUAAGAGUGGAUUAUAGCUGUAUCUAUUUUUUUUUUAUACAACUUAGAAUGGCAAACAAGUUGACGGCCCACCUGAUGGAAAGUGGUAACCGUCGCCUAUAGACAUGAGCAGUACCGUGGACAUAACAUAGUAUACUGUUUCACCCAUGAUACCCCCCAUGCGUUGCCAUUCCUGAGGACUCAGGUGUUAUUCCUCUGUACACAGUAAAUUCACGCCAUAUCCCGCCCUUCAAACCGAAACACAGCCAUGCAAACACAACUGCUUCAUGGUAGAAACACGAAUGGGACAGAGGUACCAAAGCAAUCGACUUUUGUAAAAAGUCUCCCUCUGGUAAAUGUGUAUAUUGUUCUUACAAUAUCUAUCUAUAUAUUGUCCCAAUAACGUAUAUAUUAACUAUCGGUUAUCCAAUAUAUAAUAUCGAGACGAAGAGCCCGCUCGUAAUGAAUAUAGAUGUCCGACUGGUAUGGGCGAUAUCGCUAUAGGUGGGCAUCAAUGUCUACAGAACUCGAUAUAUAGAUAUCGGAAAUUACUAUACUUUACAUAACCUUCAAGAAAAGAGUAUAUUCCUUUUUAAAAGGCCGGCAGCACACCUGCAAUGCCGUUAGUGUUGUGGGUGAUCAUGGGCGGCGGUAGUCACUUACCAUCAGGUGAGACGCAUGCUCGUUUGCCCCGUGUGUUGUAAAAAAAAAUACUAGUCGAAAUGUUACCUGUCAUACCGCGUUGUGUUAAAACGUGCAAUGUAUAAAGUCUUUGUUGAUAUUGUAAUUAUGUCUUAUUGUUUUUUCUUUUCUUUUUAUAUAUAUUUAUAACGCCUAGAUCUAGUACUUUAGUGAAAUUUUAAUGGAUAAAGGUGGACGGUAACCCCGCCUGCACUAUCGAUUUACGCUGGCGGGGCACUAGUGUGACAUAAUAGGCGUGGCUGAGUGGAUGACGUGUGACGAACCAUUCUCAGGCGAUGUUAUGGUGCGUGGUAACCAAAUAAAUGACAUCGCCUGAAAGUGACACAAUGUGGGGGAAAUUUUAGUUGUAAAAUAAUGAUUUUAAUGUAAAAUUAAUACUGCCUUCAAUGUGAGCCAUUCUCAGGCGAUGUUAUAGUACGUAAUAUGCAAAUAAACAAUAUCGCCUGAAAAUGACUCGGUGCAGGCCAAAUUUUAGUCAUGAAAUAUUAUUAUUUUAAUGUAAAAUAUAUACUGCCUGAACGUGAGCCACUCUAAGGCGAUGUAUGGUACGUGGUAUGCAAAUAAAUUACAUCGCCUGAAAGUGACUCAGUGCAGGCGAAAUUUUUAUUAUUAAAUUUUUAUAUAUUUUUAAUGUAAAAUUACAACCGUCUGAAGGUGAGCCAUUUUCGUACGAUGUAUGGUACGUGAUAUCAAAAUAAAUUACAUCGCCUAAAAUGAACUUGGUACAGGCGAAAUUUUGGUCAUUAAAAUACCAGAAUAAUUUUAUUGUAACAUAAAUCCGCCUGUACGUGAUCCAUUUCCAUACAGUGUUGCAUCGUCUGAAAGUGACUCUGUGCAGGCAAUGUUUUAGUUACUAAAAGUCAUUAAUCAUAGGAUAUAAUAGCAUAGUUUUUGCUUGUGAUUUUGCUUGAUUUUUUUUUUUCUUUUUAUUUACAUUUGAUAUACAUAUAUUUCCACUAACAUUUGCGAUACUCCCGCGCAAAUGGCAAACACAAGCCGUCUUACUUGUUCUUAUUGUUUUAAUUGCUUCAUCCCUUUUUAAUUAUUUUAUAAUAGAAACUAUUCUGAGGCGCUAUUUCUCUAAAAUUUACCUCGUAAUUUAAUAUUUUAAUUCGAUCAUCAUAUCUGCCUUUAACUGUCCACUGCUGAGCUUAAGCCUCCCCUAGGAGGGUUAUGCCAGUAGUUACCACGCUUGGCAGGCGGAUUGGCAACCGCAUUUAGGCUUUAAUUGAUUUUUUAUAGUUUAUAAUUAAAUUAAAUUACUAUUUUACGAACUAUUAUGAAUUAAAAUUAAAAACCAAAGUUUGACUUCAAUCUCUUAGCAAAAUUAGUUCAUACUGGUAUGUUCCUUUUGACUGUUUAUCAGGAAUGUGACAGAAUAUAAUUUAAAAGCAAUAUUUAUAAAACAAAUAUAUAGCUGUAAAGGCUGCCAGUACGUCAACAACAAGGAACUAUUCUUAAAAUAAAGAUUUCGUUUUUAUUUAUUUAAUACUUUAUUGUACACAUAAAAAUAUGACAGAAGUAAUCAAAUGUACAAAGGCGGGCUGAACUCUAAUAGAGUUCUCUUCCAGCAACAGCCAAAGUGGAAAGGAGCAUCAAUGUCAGCGGGUAGAGCGGUGUACAAUAUUGGGACAAUUUACAAACAAAAAGAAACAUUUCGUUGUGUGAUAUCAAAUUGGAAUUUUAGAUUUCAACAUAGAUUUAGAGUAAUGGCACCUCAAAUCGACACCAGUGUAGUGAAGUGCCCAUUCUGCUAUCACUGUGCUCGGUACAUUAAUAUUUUUUUAACUUGUAGGCUGUGAAUGUAACAGAUCCUUAAACAAGUGGAUUUUGUUUCCAAAUAAAAACACCGACUUCCUUGCAGCUAGGGGCAUAUCCCAAUCAGCGAUCUAUUUGCCUAAAGAUGCUCCCUUCAGAGCGGGAACACGUGUCGCAAAACGUGCGUGGACUGAAUGGCGGUCGGUGAUUGAUGGAAUGGAAUGUCGUAGAACUUCUAAUAAUAGCAGUCAAUACUCAAACGUUGACAGUCACACGCAUACUAUCAGUUGUGGAUUAAAAAUAAUUAUAAUUGACUAACUAUUAGUUAUUUCGAUUUAGAAACCAAAGUGCUGUAUCGUUUUUUACGAAAUUUCUACGCAACCAAUCUGAAAGUAUGUCCUUUCAGAUGAAAAAAGAAUUUUCCAAAUCGGUUUAUAAAUGACAAGAGGUCUGAUGUAACGAAUGUAAAACAAACAUAAAUAUACGACCGAAUUGAAACCCUCCUCUUAUAUAGUUGUUCCCCCCCCCCCCUAUAUUUAGUAAAUUUAAUUUCUCCUACUAAUUCAAUAUACAAUCAUACAUUGAUUAGAAAUAAAUUAACACUGCCAUAAAAGUUCGUGGAAACAGCUGCAAAACAUAGCUAAUAAGGUAUUUUAUAAUUGACUGUACCAGGCCACGAUAUCAUACAAUUGUACCGUCACGAUAACAUGGGAAAGUAAAAUGAUGACGUUUUCAACCGAUUAAAAAGAAAGAGGUUCUCAAUUAGGUUUUUUUUUUAUAUAUUUGUUACACCAUAACUCCGUCAAGUCUAAAUUGAUAUGGAAAAUUGAUUUUUCAUCUAAAAGGAUAUACUUGAAACCAGGUUACUUUUAUAGAAAUUUUACCAAAGUCGAUUCGAUAGUUUAAUUUUUAAAUCAAAAUUGGUUUUAGCCCAAUGGAAGUCAGUUUUUUUGUUUGUGGAACACAGUCUUAAUAAAUAUUUAUAUAGAUAAAUCAAUACUAUCUCCAAAUAAUUGCAGACACCUUUCUCUCCUAUUGUAUCGUGACGAGAGAAUCGUACUAUAUCGUGACGAGAGAUUCGUACUAUAUCGUGACGUGACACGGUAAAUUAUAAUUGUUCAAUAUUUGAUAUUUAUAGUAGUACUAAUUAUUAAUAGAAAUGUUUAUUUGAAUUUUGAAUAGGCCAAUUUAUUUUUUUGUAUUUUUUUUUUUUGUUUGCUAAUACGAUACUGUGAGAUUUUUUUUUACUGUUCGAAAUGGCGUACAGUUUGAAUGCAAGCAGUUGAGUGAUAAUGGAAUGGUAACCUCGCCUGCGCUAUCGGUAUACGCUGACGGGGCGCCAGUGAAGGGUGAUAGGCAGUGUGACUAUCUGCGACAGAUUCCUGCCAUUUUGGCAGAUUUCGCUCCUAAAUUUUGUCUGUGGCAAAUUAUGUUGAUGAUUUACAAAAGUGACAAAUUUUGGUAGAUUUAAUGGAUUCCAAGAAAAUGAAGUAUGGCAGAUUUUAGUAGAUUUUUUUACCCUGUCUGUGGCAGAUUCGUUAUUAAUGAAAUGGUCACACUGAUGAUAGGUGAGGCUGGGACAGACUCUAUAUCUAGAUAUCGGAUAGCGCCCAUCACUAUGGAAAGGAAUUGUGAAUACUGUAUAUAAAUAAAUAUGUAGGGUAGAAUAACCAAUUUGUAAAUAAAUUAUCUAGUUAGGUAGGGAAUUAAAAAUUUUUGGAAAAAGCCAAAAAAAAAGAUUUGUAAUAUAUAUAUAUAUACAUAAAUGUAAUUUAAUAAUUGUAUUUUGUGCCUUGGUAGUGAACAAAUUAAGUGUAUUAUCCAUUAAUUCAUUGAUAUUUUAAUAUUGUAUUGUUAAUUUAAUAGAAGCAUAUCUUUUUCGUCAUAGCAUAAUUUGUGUGGUAAAAUAAUUUUAGAUAAAAUACUAAAGAGUGUUCGUAGUUCAACUUAUUGAGGUAUGACGACACUUAUUUGUCAAUUUUCAAAACAACUAAAUUCAAAAUUUCCGAUUGAUUGUUUAAAAAUGGCUACUAGCUAACUUAAGCGAUAAUCAUAUAAUGUAAUAAAAUUUUUGUGUGUACUUCAUAUUUGACAGAUUUUUGUUUCGCUACAUUGAUAUUGUUUCUCGGAAUCUCGCUAGAUGGCUGAAUACUGUGUGUUUUAUUGUUGGGGAAAAAAAUAUGCAACGCUUAUUGUAAAUGAAUGGCUGGCCCAUUCUAUGCCCGCCUGGUCCUGCCACAUGGAGGUCUUUUUGAAUGAUCAAUCAAAAAAUAAUCUAUACUUAUAAUAAAUCUGUAGAGAGGCCAAUUCUGUACAUGAAAUAUAUUUCCAAAAUAACUAUCAGGCGGUGAUUAGUGAUCGAUACUGAUGCCAAAAAUGCAAUCAGUACAAUUUUUGUCUGUCUGUUUGUAUGUUCGUUAUAAAACAAAAACUACUCGAUGGAUUUUAACGAAACUUGGUAUAAUUAUUUUUCAUACUCCUGGGCAGGUUAUAGUAUACUUUUCGUCGCGCUACGAUCAAUAGGAGCAGAGCAGUGAAGGGAAAUGUUGGGAAAACGGGAGAAGUUACUCCAUUUUUAAGCUUCCGUCGCGUGUGCAGCCUUAAUGGCUUCUUUUUAAAAUGUAAAAAUGUCCAACCGUUCGACGCCGGGACAGACCGCUAGUUUUAAAUAAAUUAAAUUAUUUUGUCGAAAAUUGACUUUGUCACACUUCGUUAAGUUUCUGUAUGAACACUCUGAACACAGUCUAAAGAAUUCUACGCUGCCAGUAGUCCGACGGAUACGUCUGCACAGCGUGCGCCCCGAAUUAAGACCGUUCGGGACACGCCGAUGGCGUUGGACCACUGGUUGUUCUAUACACUGUGAUAUUAAAUAUGGCAGAGGCAUCUAUGUAGUGUCAGAUUUUUUUUUUGUUUUUAAUAACUCAUAUGUUUAAUUUUAACUAAAUAAUAUUAAGUUUUGUCUUUAACUGUACGCUUUUUACCCUUGAGUAGGUUUUUACUAAAUAACUAAAUCUCGGCAGGGAACUCAUUCCACAGCCUGAGCGUUUGCGGGAGGUAGUUCAUCUGAAACUGCUCUGUACGCGACCUUUUAGGUUCAAGCGUGUAAAGAUGAGUUCCCUGUCGAUGGCGAGAGGUGGAACAGUUUUUUUUUUUUUUUUUAACAAUAUGUCC
Molecule: messenger RNA, 8857 nt
Organism: Galleria mellonella (greater wax moth)
Lineage: Eukaryota; Metazoa; Arthropoda; Insecta; Lepidoptera; Pyralidae
Product: charged multivesicular body protein 7
Exons: 11
Coding region: 242-2047 (601 amino acids)
Biological process (GO): vesicle budding from membrane; late endosome to vacuole transport via multivesicular body sorting pathway
Cellular component (GO): cytoplasmic side of plasma membrane; multivesicular body; ESCRT III complex
Source: RefSeq, a predicted model, not a curated record